CUUUUUUUGUCUUACGCUUGUGCGUUGGGUAUCACGAAAUCCUUCGGGAGACAUAUUUUCUAAACUUCAUCCCGACGACACCUUGCCAUCAAGAAUUGCGAUCUUGAAGUGUUGCAAAGAUGAAGACGUCAUGGUUGACUAUCUUGCCAGUAUGGCUACUUGGUACGAUAGUUACGGCUUCAACGCCGUUGCAAUAUUGCAGUGUGGAUGCGGAGGAGAAGACAGAUCUUUGCUUUGCGGUGGCUUCUUUCAAGAACAGCACCACGCAAGCCAAUGAUCUAUCUCUUCAUAUCUCGACAAAAUUCGUGGUUGAUGCGACAGGAUGGGCCUCUGUUGCUAUUGGGCCCAAAAUGGACAAUGCGCUCAUGUUUAUCAUGUACCCAGGAGGUGAACAAGGUAGAAUCACUGUCAGCACCAGAACUACAAGAUACCAUGCCAUUCCCAAGGUUGUAUCAGAAGAUGCACCAGAAACGCACGUGACCAAGACCUGGAUUGAUGAUACGGGGCUGUACAACGCUCAGAUUAUGUGCUACAAUUGCGAGAGCUGGAGUGGUACUACUCUGGAUGUGAUGUCUCCCUCCCAGCCAUGGAUCUGGGCCACGAACUGGGAUCAGCCAACUCACUCUGAUGAUGUGCACCUGAAAUUGCGGCCGCAUAAUGCCAAAGGCUUCACUAUGCUGAAUAUGGCAUCAAGUUACUCUGAAUCAGGAGAUAUUAUUGCUCAAGUCUCCACCCAAAGAAUCACGCAAGAGCCAAAUACCGAUGAUGCAGGACCAGCACCUCCUACCAUGCAGGAUGAGUCUGAUGACCAUCAUCCCGCGAAAGAGCACCACAAGCACUCCGCCUUCGGUCUGGUGUCUCUUCAUGGGUUCUUGCUUUCAUUUGGAUUCUUUGCCCUGACCUUUGGUGUGCUUGGAAUUAGGAGUGGAUCAUCCAAAUCGUACAAAAUUCAUUGGACUAUUCAGACUGGAGGUGGAUCAGCGAUCGUCGUUGGUUGCUUGAUGGGAAUUUACUUGUCAUACAAGCAUGGUGGACAUUUUGGGACCUUCCACCAGUGGAUCGGUCUGUCCAUGAUACCAAGCGUGAUCAUUCAAGGACUGCUGGGCUAUUUGCAUCACGUCAACUAUUUGAAGUAUGGUAGACGAACCGCAGUGUCAUACUAUCAUAUCUGGCUCGGUAGAGCUGCGUUAAUUAUUGGAAAUUUGAACGUUGGAUUUGGCCUGAACUUGGCAGGUGCGGAAUCAUUCAAAUGGUUUACAUGGUACGCUGGAUUGGCCAUUCAGCUUUCGGUUCUGAUUCCGAUGUGGUACUUUUACGCUCGCGGAAAGACGAUCUUGGAUGCGGUUAGGAAUAAACCAGUAGCCAAGGAUGUAGUGAGGUAUGAGAGCGUGGAACAGGAUGCUUUCAUUGUGGAUGAUGAAUUAGAUGAGUUUGAGGAUGAGGGAUUGGGCCAUGAUGAUUUGAAGAACGGAAAGGAUUGAGAAAAGUUUAGAUAAUUCUGGAUGCUAUGAGAAAUCAUUGAGAAUCAUUUAUUUAUAUUGCAUGAAGUUUGUUAACUACGUGAAG
Molecule: messenger RNA, 1566 nt
Organism: Mollisia scopiformis
Lineage: Eukaryota; Fungi; Ascomycota; Leotiomycetes; Helotiales; Mollisiaceae
Product: CBD9-like protein
Exons: 5
Coding region: 120-1481 (453 amino acids)
Source: RefSeq, a predicted model, not a curated record